Messenger RNA from Ochotona curzoniae (black-lipped pika), 1613 nucleotides. RefSeq names its product STARD3 N-terminal like (gene STARD3NL). Bases 229 to 936 code for a protein of 235 amino acids. The transcript is spliced from 9 exons. The record is from RefSeq and is a predicted model, not a curated record. NCBI's taxonomy places the organism in Eukaryota, Metazoa, Chordata, Mammalia, Lagomorpha, Ochotonidae.
CGGCGGGCGGCGGGCGGCGGCGGUGGGUUGCGUGUCGCCUUGCCGGGCCUCGUCUCCAGUCCCGCCCCGCAGCGCCCCGCCCCUCCGCCCGCGAGGGCCGCAGCGGCGCGACCACGGAACCUCAGUCCCCGGGCCAGGCUGGGGCGGCCGGCCCGGAACCGCCAGAUGAGGUCCGGUGUCUCCAGGGAUGGUGAAGUUGCUCAGAGGUUCCUUUAGCCCUGCUCCGGGAUGAACCACCUGCCAGGAGACAUGGACAGCACUCUCACUGGGAGCCAGAGCUCCCACGCCUCCCUGCACAAUGUCCACUCCAUCAACCCCACGCAGCUCAUGGCCAGGAUCGAGUCCUACGAAGGAAGGGAAAAGAAAGGCAUAUCUGACGUCAGGAGGACUUUCUGCUUGUUUGUCACCUUUGACCUCUUGUUUGUAACAUUACUGUGGAUAAUAGAGUUAAAUGUGAAUGGAGGCAUUGAGAACACACUGGAGAAGGAGGUGGUGCAGUACGACUACUACUCUUCUUAUUUUGAUAUAUUUCUUUUGGCAGUUUUUCGAUUUAAAGUGUUAAUUCUUGCAUAUGCCGUGUGCAGACUGCGUCACUGGUGGGCAAUCGCGUUGACGACAGCAGUGACCAGUGCCUUUUUAUUAGCAAAAGUGAUCCUCUCAAAGCUUUUCUCUCAAGGGGCGUUUGGCUACGUGCUGCCCAUCAUUUCAUUCAUCCUUGCCUGGAUCGAGACGUGGUUCCUGGAUUUCAAAGUCUUACCUCAAGAAGCAGAAGAAGAAAACAGAUUCCUGAUAGUCCAGGAUGCUUCCGAGAGGGCAGCUCUUAUACCUGCUGGUCUUUCUGAUGGUCAGUUUUAUUCUCCUCCUGAAUCUGAAGCAGGAUCUGAAGAAGAAGCUGAAGCAAAGCAGGGCAGUGAAAAGCCACUUUUAGAACUAUGAGGACUACUUUUGUGAAACCCACUGUCAGUGUAAGACUUGAUGAAAGAGCAGAUGGAAUGUCGCGCUACAUCUCAACUUCCUUGUCUUCACUCCUUUGUAAGUGUGAAGAACCCUUCUUGAUAUUCAUCCAAAGGAGAAGAGACUGGACAUGGGAUCUUCCUUUGGAAAGUUGAGAAGGUCACAUCCAAUGCUGGCUUGAAUGAACAGCUAGGAAGGAGUUACUUUAUUUCUGAUACCUCACGGACAUUGUACCAUACCCUCCCACAUUUAGUUGCUUGCCUGUGGCCAGUGAGGUGACAUAACGGUCCAUCCAUCUUCAGUGAAACUGAGUCUGACCUGUUAAUAAUUGAGGAAAAGUCUCAUGCUGUAUUUCUAAUCGAAAAACUUCUCAAUAUACUGAAAUAACACAUUUUUAGUCAGCAAAAUGCCUUUUUAUUUCAAAUCACACAAUGGAAAUUUUUGUUUGUCUUGUGUCUCAGAUUUGUGUGUGUUUUUGUAAUACUCUGCCUUUCCUUUGUGUGUUUUUUUAACUCAUGCACAUGUGCUCUUUGUACAAUUUUCAAAAGUAAUAAAAACCAACAUAUCAAAAGGAUUUGUUGUGUUUCUCUCAUUUCUUAGUCUCUGUUUGACCUGCGUUGGAUUUAUGGGAAGCAGUCAAGGAGGAAUUGUAAAUACUC